Apis mellifera (honey bee) is the source of this 3174-nucleotide messenger RNA. RefSeq lists its product as uncharacterized. Lineage: Eukaryota; Metazoa; Arthropoda; Insecta; Hymenoptera; Apidae. The transcript has a single exon. Bases 54 to 1508 code for a protein of 484 amino acids. The record is from RefSeq and is a predicted model, not a curated record.
CACAGUUCUACCCAAAAUUAUCUUCUUCUAAGCCGGUUAUAACCCAGCAAAAAAUGCGGCCCGAGCUAAAUCCGCAGCUAAAUAGCAACGAAACGCCACGCGCGAAUCCGUGUCAGUUCAGUACGUUCAAAUCAUCGCCGGCCCGAGUGGCGCCGGACAUUGCGAGCCCCCUGGACAUUGGGGGCCUGAAUUUAGGCCCCCGCGAAACCACUUCUCCGAGCAAUAAUCGUGCGAACUGCACCGCCACGCCCCGUGACUAUUCAUCGGUGACUAACAGAUUGGCUGAUGGCGAGGCUAGCCCGAAUCCAUCGUCGUUUCGUCAGCCCGAUAAACAGAGUUAUUUUUUUCAGUCGUAUAAAACCGAGAAAAACUUCGAGAUGAUGAUGAUGUUCGAUCGUCCUGUUCACGACGAAAAGAAAAAAGUCGACCACGGGGACGAUGUCGCGGCAUCCGGUGGCUCGUUGAAUUGUUUCAGUAGCGUAGAGAAGGAGAGAGGAGGCGAUCACGACGAGAAGAGGUUGCAAAGGGGUUGCACGCUCGGGGCAGGCCGCCAUCCCCACAACUCCACCCACGACGCCCGCCGGGAUUCCGGCAACGUGGAAUUCCUUGAAAAGGAGGGCGAGAUUUUCAAGAUAAGCAGCAGCGAGUUGCUGCAAGACGCCAAAAAGAAGCGAAACUUCUCCUUCAGUAAUAAGGAGAAGACCCACAGAAGUUUAGAAUCGUUGGAAAGGAGCAUAGAUCUGUCUGCUAAAGAUUCGAAAAGCUUGGAUCUGUUGUUCGAGGAACGGUCGAAGGCAUUUUUUCACGGGAAGCAAAGAAGCCUGGAUUCUUCCCAGAAGUCGAAAAAGUCCAUGGAUUCGUCCGCCAACAAAGCGCGAAAGCGGCCGAAUUUCUUUCAACGUGUUCGAAGAAGCUGGCAUUUUUUACUCAUGCAGCGCAGAAUCAAGCAACGAAAUAAAUAUGAACGGCCGCUGAGCGGCCGGGAAAAGUGCGAAUAUUUUUUGCGUCGACUCCAUAAAAAUGAUUCUCUGUCCGACCAUGAUUCGAUCCGUCAUUCGCGGGCAGAGUUGAAUCUAAGUUUUUUGUCCAAACCCGAUGACGAUGCGAAGAAGGAUGAAUCGAUCUCGAACGAGAAAAAAGAUGAGAAAGAAGCUAAAGUUGUGAUGGAGGAGGAUGCUAUAAUUGUAAUGGAGGAUGUUAAAUUUCGCGUAAUGGAUGAGGAAAAUAAAUUACCCGAUGGAGGAGGAGAUGUCGUUGAUAAGCCACCGGAAGAAAAUGAUGAAAAGCCCCCGUUGGUCACUGAGAAUGAUAUCGCACAAAAAUUACAAGAAGUGAUAGGGACUGAAAAGAAAGAGCAUAUCGUUGAUUGGGUGGUCACCAUAGCAAAUUUAGAUGCUUUGAGUCAUGCCACCCGUUCCAACGAAUCUGUCAGUUAUGGUAUAUUGCACGGUACCCUUGGUAUAUUGAAGGGUAUCCUUUUUGAUAUUUUUCUCUGUGUAUGCAUCUAAUAUUAUUUUUGUACGCAACUUAUAUUUAUCAGAGAUCUUACAUCACGCAUAAGCACGCGAUGAGCAACUUUUGUUAUUCAUAUUGAUAUGUUUUUUUCGUAUGUUGUUAUGCCAAUUUUUUUUCACACCUUUCAUUCACUGUGUCAGGGUCGAUAAGGGUUACAAUCUCCACUCUUUCUAGUUUCACUCACGGGGACAGGUGAGAAUUAUGACGUUGGAUAUCACAAUGAACAAAUAUUACUGAAGCUACUGUUGCACCAAUAGCACUUCUAUUGUUUAGAAUUAAGAUUAAUUCUACCUUUUCUCAUGACCUGGAAAAAAAAACAUCGACAUUGCAAGCCACGUACUAUUAUACUCGUCGGGUUGUGUCAUAGAACCUGUUUCAAGGUAUCCCGUUUCUAAACUUCGCGAGCUUUCACAACACUGCUACACAGUAUACGAAUAUUUUUUUACAAAAAAAAUUAUAGAGAAUAUCCUUUAAGAGCGCACAAAAAUGUAAUCGUUAGAUUUGUUAUUUUGUAUCGUUGAAUUUUUUCGAUCUCUUACAACUAUUUUUAAGAUAAAGUAUUUUUAUUGUGUAUUACUGCCAUUUUCAAAUCUCUUUAAAAAAAAAGCUAAAUAUUUUUUGAUACUUUCUACUUUUUCAUAUAUAUAUCCGCCAGCCACAAAACCCACCGUUAACGAAUCUUUCUUCCGAUUCGAUGUAUAAAUCUCGUUUUCAAAAUUGUUAAGUGAGAAAAAAAAAAAAUAAUAUGUGGACCCGUCCAACAUGUUUUGACUAAUAAAAUGCCUUUGAAAAGAAACGCCUUUAUAUAUUAAUGACUGAUUAAACGUAGUAAGCGACGAACGAUCUUCGUCGGAUGUACAGAGAGCCAAAAAAAAAAUAAAAACUAUCGAAUGGCAUAACAACGUACAGAUAUAGUCGAUUCGCGGAAAAAAAGGUGUAACUCUCUUAAUUAACGAGAUAUGCAUUCACCAAGUUUAUAUAUUUUCAUAUAAUCGUAUUACAUAAUAUUACCAAAUACUCGCGCAUCGUGGCGUAUAUAUAUAUAUAUAUAUACAUAUAUAUCUUUAUUAUAGCGAGAAAAUAAUGCGACUGAAACAUUUCAACGAUAUCUAUUCGGAUGACAUAUUUACUUCGUCUCCUAUCGAUAUGUUUAUUAUGAGUCAAGAACACGUGAUGCUUUUAUUCUAUCAUAUGCGAACAUUUCUGAAACGUUUCUGUGUAUAUGAAACGUAAAUUAUUUGAACAAAUGUCCUUCGAAAUAGAAUUUGUGAGAAACGAAAAGUACGUUCGUCAAACGUGUUGCAUUUCAUAUUCUCGACGUAACGCGAUUCGAGGGCGCUGUUGUAUAUCUGCACAAUGAACAGGAUUUACAUCCAUGAAAGGAAUAUUCGAGCAUACUUCUAGUAAAUUUUUAUAUCGUCGAAAGUUAGUUUUGUAAAAGUGUUAUUUCCUCCCCCCCUUUUUUUUUUCUUUUUAAUCGUUACAUUAUUCUAGCAUUAUUCGCUAGAAAAAUUCGAAACGCAAUUUAUAAUGGUAUUCGAUCGUAUCAAGUGUCAUGGAAAUUUCAAAAUUCGCCUUAACACUUCGAUUAAUAUUUCAAAUUGUUAUUAUUUCGUUUACAAACGCGAUAAAUCAUCGAAACUUUGCUCGAGCAAAUAA